AUGCAAAAUGAUGAUAUUGUUUUAUCAGAUGUUCAUUUAGAUGAAAAUUUGUCAAGAAUCCAAGAAAAUAGCAAUGAUGAUCAAUGUGAAAGUGAAAAUUACGUUACAAGGUUCAAAUUUAAAAGUAGUGAUAGAAGAUGUUCAGUUACGAAUAAUGAUUCAGUUACGAAUAAUGAUUCAGUUACAGUUGAUGGUGAUGGAGAUUUGGUUUUACCACGACAAGAUGAAGAUUUUAAUGUCAUUUUAAUAAAACAUAGCUUAUCAACAAAGUUGGAUGAUGUUGGUAGACAAGUGUGGCCUGCCAGUUUAAUGCUCUCUGAUUUUAUAUUAAGUAACAAAGAUAUAUUUAAGUGCAAAGUUGUUAUUGAAUUGGGAGCAGGUGUAGGCCUCUGCAGCAUUGUUGUUGGAAUGUUUUGCGAGAAAAUCAUUUGUACAGACUGCUUGGAUUCUGCUUUAGAUUUAUCUCAAGCAAAUUUUAUCCUGAAUACUGGCUUAUUGGCAAAGGCCGAAAACAAUCAUGCUGUAUUAAAAUUAGAUUGGAAUAAAAAUCUAAAUGAUUUGGUAAUAUUCAGUCAGGACAUAACAGAUGCCUUUUUUGAAACAAUCAUACAUAUUAUAAAUAUCAACAAAAAAGAUCAAGUUGACGUUUUCAUUAGCUUGGAAAAAAGUGCACCAAAAAAUGUUUAUGUAAAUGUUCCUGUUAAUAGAUUAAACUUCACAAUUGAAGAUAAAGAUAUUGCCUGUCCUGCAUAUGACCAUUUAACUAUAUGGAUACAAGAACUUUGCACACUCAACUGCAAAUAUGCGCCUAGUCACAUAUUCUCCUGUCGUAAAAUUGACAACAUUUAUCAACACUUUUGUUACAAUCGUUCUGAUUAUUUGGAACUCUGGAUACUUGAAGCAAGAAGAAUUACAUCAUAA
This is a messenger RNA of Helobdella robusta, 921 nucleotides long. RefSeq lists its product as hypothetical. The transcript has 7 exons. Gene Ontology annotation, biological process: protein methylation. Gene Ontology annotation, molecular function: protein methyltransferase activity. NCBI's taxonomy places the organism in Eukaryota, Metazoa, Annelida, Clitellata, Rhynchobdellida, Glossiphoniidae. Gene Ontology annotation, cellular component: nucleus. The record is from RefSeq and is a predicted model, not a curated record. The coding region runs from base 1 to 921 and encodes 306 amino acids.